Messenger RNA from Penicillium macrosclerotiorum, 2226 nucleotides. RefSeq names its product coiled-coil domain-containing protein MAD1. NCBI's taxonomy places the organism in Eukaryota, Fungi, Ascomycota, Eurotiomycetes, Eurotiales, Aspergillaceae. Gene Ontology annotation, cellular component: mitotic spindle; nuclear envelope; kinetochore. The transcript is spliced from 3 exons. The record is from RefSeq and is a predicted model, not a curated record. Gene Ontology annotation, biological process: mitotic spindle assembly checkpoint signaling; attachment of mitotic spindle microtubules to kinetochore. Bases 1 to 2226 code for a protein of 741 amino acids.
AUGGACACCAGCCAGACAACGCGCCCGGCAUCCCAGUUGAUUGCCGGGUUUGCGUCGCCCUCAACACCAGCUGCUGCACAUACUAGCUCACAGUCCUUCCUCCAAUCUGUUCAACACCAACGGUCACCGCAGCCAGCUCAUGAUGCGGAAAAGGAUGAAUUGCGGGUACAAGUUAGCACACUCAAGUACGAGCUAGAGAACAUCAAGCAAGAGCGCGCUCUUGAGGCCCUUCGCCAUGAAAAAGAGACUAGGGAUCUGCAGCUCAAGGCCGAUGCGGAUUUCCGAAAGGCCCAGGCCGCCGAGUCUGCAAGUCAUAGGGCUACCCACAAGAGCGAGGGGCUGGCGAAGGAGUUGAAGGAAGCACAAGACCAAGCGCUCAAUGAGAAAGUAGAGCUGGAGCGCAAACUGCGGAGCUUGCAAGAUGAAAAACAAAACCUCCAGGAAGAAUAUAACGACGCACAGGCCCAGCUCUCGGAUCAGGAACGUCGGUCCAAAUACCAAAUCAAUGAGCUUGAAACUGUCCGCGCUUCCCUACAAAAGACAAUCGAGGAACUCCAAAGUGAUAUACAAGAGGCGCGCAACUCCCAACAAACCACUCAAGAAAAGCUAUCACAACGGGAAGCCGAAGUCGCCGAUCUCGAGUCCCAAAACAUUCAACUCAAAGCCGAAGGUAAUGACGUUGAAGCUUUGGCCGUUCUAAAGCGGGAGCUGUCAGAGCAGGUCAGCCACAUCCGUGAGCUGGAAACAGCCAACAGAGACCAAACAGUGGAGUUGCGGCACCUACGAAAGAUCCAAAAGAACGUUGAGGUAGUCGAGGAGCAGAAGAGAUCGCUUGAGAAUCAGCUGCAGUUUAUGAAGGGAUUUGAGGCCGAGCUUGACACCUUACGAAUUCAAAAACAGGCCCUAGAAGACGAGCGACAGUCAUGGACCAGCAUGUUACAGGAAAAUGACCAGCCCACAGAGUUCGAUUCCCCAGAAGCGGUGGUGAGGGCGCUGGUUCAGGAACGUAUUGAAAAAGCCACACUCGUUGAUCGGAUAGGCACAGUUGAAGCGCAAUUCCUGGAAAAAGACGAGGCGAUCAACAUCUUGGAAAAAGAGAAAACACAACUUCGCCAAGAAUUGGAAAAGCUUCGUGCCACAGGAAGCAUUUUGGCUGGAGGAUCGGCUUCCGCUGUGGCGGAGACUCGGGCCCGCGCCCGGUUAGAGCGACAGCGUGCCCUCGCCAUCAAAGAAGUUGAGUAUCUACGUGCACAGCUCAAGACGUUUGACGCCGAAGAGGAAACGAUGAACGCAGAUCAAAGCAACUAUGACGAGCAAAAGUCCCAACAAAUCGCACAGUUGGAAAAGCUUGUGGAUGAAUAUCGCGGUGACCUUAAAAAUGCCCAUGAAGAGCUUUCUAAGCGUGAAGCGCUGCAGCCGGAGGAAACACAAGCUAGAGGAACCAAACGCCCCCUUUCGCCGGCUGAUAGCGAUGCUGAGAGUGAGCGUCUUGCUGUUCUGACACGGAAGAACCGCAAGCUUCAGGAAUCCCUCUCCAAAUCCGAAGAGGCCAAAACUCUUGCUCGUCGAGAACUCGAGGCUGCUAAAUCUCAAUUGAAGUCUUUGCAAUCCAAAUCUCGGGUCCGCGUCCUCGAGCUGCGAGACAACCCAACCGCUGAAACGGAAAAGAUUAAAAUGGCUACCCUGACAACUCUCCGCUCAGAGAACCAGGCUCUGCUAGCCCAGCUUCGUGGGGAACAUUCUGGUGUCAAAGUUGUCCCCAUCAGCACUCUUGAUAGCCUGAAACUCGACAUGCAGGAUAUGGAACGCGUCGUUGCAGACAAGGAGAAGCGCAUGCGCCGGCUUAAGGAGAUCUGGACGGCUAAAUCAUCCGAGUUCCGGGAGGCUGUUGCCUCUCUCUUAGGCUAUAAGCUCGACUUCCUCCCUAAUGGUCGUGUUCGUGUCACUUCGAUGUUCCAUCUCUCAGCCGCCUACCGUCAUGGCGACAGCGAUGCGCCCUCCGACGCUCGCGGACCGGGUAGCAUGGGCGACGGAGAGGAGAACUCGAUUGUGUUCGAUGGUGAAAACGGCACAAUGAAGAUUUUGGGUGGGCCAAACAGUCUCUUUGCCCUUGAAAUCAAGCCUCUGAUCAAGUUUUGGGUUGAAGAGAGGAAAGAUAUUCCCUGUUUUCUGGCAGCUAUGACGCUGGACUUCUAUGAUAAGACUACCCGAGCGGCCAGGAUAUAG